AUGGUCUGCGAUAAAUGCCAACCAAAACUGUCCAAGUUAAUCGGCGUCGAUCCACUGCGGAAUAAGGCCCACAACAAACUCGGCGGCGUCACGAAGACCAAGGCUACCGGCUUGAAGAACAAGGCGCUUGGAAGUGACAAAAAAGCCGGUAUGGUUGGUGUGAAGUGCCGAGUAUGCAAGCAGAAUGUUCACCAGGUUGGCUCCAACUUCUGCCAAACAUGCGCCUACCAGAAGGGAAUUUGCGCAAUGUGCGGCAAGAAGAUGUACGAGACGUCAAUGUUGAAGCAAAGCGUUGUU
Mesorhabditis spiculigera is the source of this 297-nucleotide messenger RNA. The record is from the annotation of a GenBank genome assembly. Lineage: Eukaryota; Metazoa; Nematoda; Chromadorea; Rhabditida; Rhabditidae.